AUGGCAAGACCGCAACAGCGGUUUCGAGGUGUGCGACAAAGGCACUGGGGCUCUUGGGUCUCUGAAAUCCGCCACCCUUUAUUAAAGACUAGAAUUUGGCUAGGAACAUUUGAAACGGCUGAAGACGCAGCCAGAGCUUAUGAUGAAGCGGCAAGGCUUAUGUGCGGACCAAGGGCGAGGACCAAUUUCCCUUAUAACCCAAACGCAUCUCAGUCCUCAGCCUCAAAGCUUCUGUCAGCAACUUUGACGGCAAAACUGCAUAGAUGCUACAUGGCUUCCCUCCAAAUGACCAAAACAUCCCUACAGGAGCCUAAAAAACCACAACCUUGUUUCGUUGACACAAAAAAUGACAAUGCUGAGAAGGCCAUUGAACUGGGCAUGAACUUUCCAGAGAAAAAACCAGAAACUCGUCAUGAGCAAGAAGAACCAGAAGAGACGAUGAAUUGGGUUUUCAGUAAAGUUAAAGUAGAAAGCAGCCAGCAACAGUUCAAGCCUCUUGAAGAUGAUCACAUUGAGCAGAUGAUUGAGGAGUUGCUUCAUUAUGGGUCCAUUGAGCUUUGCUCUGCUGUAGCACCACAAGCCCUCUAA
This is a messenger RNA of Prunus armeniaca (apricot), 588 nucleotides long. The record is from the annotation of a GenBank genome assembly. NCBI's taxonomy places the organism in Eukaryota, Viridiplantae, Streptophyta, Magnoliopsida, Rosales, Rosaceae.